Molecule: messenger RNA, 1475 nt
Organism: Medioppia subpectinata
Lineage: Eukaryota; Metazoa; Arthropoda; Arachnida; Sarcoptiformes; Oppiidae
Source: the annotation of a GenBank genome assembly
AUGAUGAAUAGCAGACACAACAGUCAUCACCGGUACUCAAACCAAGACAAUCGACCGGACAGUCGGUCUUCGGGACAGUCGGAGGGCAGACAUUACCGCAACGCCAGAGACGGCACCUCUUAUCACAAGAAUGACAGGAAUGGCGGUUAUAAUAGAGGCGGCGGUCAUAACAGUGCCGGCGAUGGCAUGCGUUAUAACCACGAGACCAAUGCUCACAGAUAUCAACACAAAGACUUCAAAGACACGCGGAAUGGCAACAAAGUGGAGCCCAAACGCGUGGCCGACGCUACCCAACCGUCCGCACAGAUGCCCGGCAUUGCGGUCACGAAGAAUAGUCAGUCGACCACUCCUUUCGUGAGCGACUCGAACGGCACUAACGGUUCCCAACAGGAAGUGGUGACCACUGAAAAGGCCGAAAAGGAGGCGACGACUACAACGACCACCGCUGCGGCCACUCUGGACGCCAUGACUGAUGGCAUGAAACAAAUGGAUUUGAAGACAGCGGACGUCCGCAAAGAGGAGGACCAGAAAGAGCCGCCGGAAGAGGUGAAGAGUGCGCCGCAAAACGCCUUCAAUACCGAAAAGGUGUACCGAAGCAAAGGAGUGGAAGCGGAAGUGCCUCUCACUCGAGACCGGCGGUCGUAUACAGUGAGUGGUGUGAAUGACAAUCGAUACCAGAGGUAUCACCGGACGUUCCAGAGGAAUGGCUUCAACGAUUCCGUUCGCAACCACAUCAACACCAAUAAGUUUUACGCCAACGAUCGGUACAACACUAACGCCAAAUACGAGUCCAACGAUUACAACAAACGCCCCCAAAAGCCGAAACAACUGUCGCCGCAAAAGCCCCAAAACAACGCUCCACUCAUCUAUGACUGCACCCCAAACGUGAAUUUGGUCAACCCGUACGCCAUCAACCCAUGCGCUCCCGUCUAUCCCUAUCAGGAUAUGUAUUACAAUUACUAUCCGAUACCCAUUGCCUACAAUCCAAUGCUAAUGCAGCCAAGCGUUGCGCCAAACACUGGACUCAACACCGAUCACAACGAACUCGUGCCAAAGAAUGCCAAUCACAACAUCGUUUCCACCGACAAGAGUUCGAUGACAUUCUUCAGUCCGUUCGAGCCGACUCUGGAGCACCCGUAUCCGCCCAUGUAUUACGGUUACAUCGAGCACAUCACCGACAGCAACGGCGCCACCACUCAGUACUUUGUGUGCACUUUUCCGCCUAACAUAACGCCUCUUCGCGUGGACGUGACUCCGACUGGCGUUCCCAUCAUUCCCGCCAAUUGCUUCAUUGCCAACACAUUUCAAAACAGACAACAAUAACUGACGGCUGCCCUCCCGGCCAACCUUUUCUCCUGCCAUAUAUGAACAGUAAUUAUUAGGCCAUACUUUCUCUAAAUAUUUUUUCUCUUAAAACUAAUCUCUAUUUUUCUAAAAAUGUAUAAUUAUUAUAAUUAGUAACGAAUUAUUUGCGU